AUGAAGGAUUCAGGACAGGCUAUUCCACUUGUAGUAGAAAGCUGCAUUCGUUACAUCAAUUUGUACGGCCUUCAGCAGCAGGGCAUUUUCAGAGUCCCUGGCUCCCAGGUGGAAGUCAACGACAUCAAGAAUUCGUUUGAGAGAGGUGAAGAUCCCCUUGCUGAUGAUCAAAAUGAACGUGACAUUAAUUCAGUGGCUGGAGUCUUGAAGCUGUAUUUCCGAGGACUGGAAAACCCCCUCUUUCCUAAGGAAAGGUUUCAAGAUUUGAUAUCUACUAUAAAAAUCGAGAACCCCACUGAGAGAGUGCACCAGAUCCAGCAAAUCAUCGUCACUCUGCCCCGGGCUGUCAUCGUUGUCAUGAGAUAUCUUUUUGCUUUCCUUAAUCACUUGUCGCAGUACAGCGAUGAGAACAUGAUGGAUCCCUACAACCUGGCCAUCUGCUUUGGGCCCACUCUGAUGCACAUUCCAGAUGGGCAGGAUCCGGUGUCCUGCCAAGCCCAUGUCAAUGAGGUCAUCAAAACCAUCAUCAUUAACCAUGAGGGCAUCUUCCCCAGCCACAGAGAUCUGGAAGGACCUGUCUAUGAGAAGUGCAUGACUGGAGGGGAGGAGUACUGCGACAGCCCGCACAGCGAGCCAGGCACCAUUGAUGAGGUUGACCAUGACAACGGCACGGAGCCACACACCAGUGAUGACGAAGUGGAGCAGAUUGAAGCCAUAGCAAAGUUUGACUACAUUGGACGAUCUCCACGAGAGCUCUCCUUUAAGAAAGGGGCCUCACUCCUCCUGUACCAUCGGGCAUCAGAAGACUGGUGGGAAGGGAGACAUAAUGGUGUGGAUGGCCUCAUACCCCACCAGUACAUUGUGGUGCAAGACAUGGAUGAUGCGUUCUCCGACAGCCUGAGCCAGAAGGCGGACAGCGAGGCAAGCAGCGGCCCACUGCUGGACGAUAAAGCCUCCUCCAAGAACGACAUCCAGUCUCCGACAGAUCAUAUUGUGGACUAUGGCUUUGGGGGAGUAAUGGGCCGAGUGAGAUUGAGGUCUGACGGUGCAGCUAUCCCUCGCCGUCGAAGCGGGGGGGACACCCACAGCCCGCCCCGAGGGAUGGGUCCUGGCAUAGACACUCCUCCUCGAGCAGCGGCCUGCCCUAGCAGCCCCCACAAAAUACCUCUUAACAGGGGCAGGAUUGAGAGUCCUGAAAAGCGCAGAAUGGCGACAUUCGGCAGUGCAGGCAGCAUCAAUUUCCCAGACAGGAAGGCCUUGUCUGAUGGCCACCCGCUGAGAUCGACCUGUGGAUCGACUAGACACAGUAGUCUUGGAGAUCAGAAAUCUCUAGAAGCAGAAGCGCUUGCUGAGGACAUCGAGAAAACCAUGAGCACGGCACUGAAUGAGCUGCGGGAGCUGGAGAGGCAGAACACGGCCAAGCAGGCCCCUGACGUGGUCCUGGACACGCUGGAGCCCAUG
Messenger RNA from Fulmarus glacialis (Northern fulmar), 1461 nucleotides. Its product is annotated as SLIT-ROBO Rho GTPase-activating protein 3. The record is from RefSeq and is a predicted model, not a curated record. Lineage: Eukaryota; Metazoa; Chordata; Aves; Procellariiformes; Procellariidae. Gene Ontology annotation, cellular component: cytoplasm. The transcript has 10 exons. The annotation marks the transcript as partial. Gene Ontology annotation, molecular function: protein binding. Gene Ontology annotation, biological process: negative regulation of cell migration; signal transduction.